UCCAGCUGCCUCCUCUCUCUCUCUCUCUCUCUCUCUGCCCAGCCAGCUCCAGCUCAUCCAUGGCGGGGGCGGCGGACAAGGCGGUGGAGCGCCUCGCCCAGCGGCUGGUGCUGCCGGCGGGGCCCACGCCGGCGGGGCCGCUCCGCCUGUCCUGGCUCGACCGCUACCCCACGCAGAUGGCGCUCAUCGAGUCGCUGCACGUCUUCAAGCCCGACCCGGCCAGGGACGGCCUCGGCCUCAGCCCGCCGCGGGUCAUCGAGGCGGCGCUCGCCGCGGCGCUCGUCGAGUACUAUCCGCUCGCCGGGAGGCUGGCUGUGUCCGAGGAAUCCGGCGAGCUGCAGGUGGACUGCGGUGGUGGUGGGGUGUGGUUCAUCGAGGCGGCUGUUCGGUGCCGGCUCGAGGACGUGGAUUACCUCGAGUACCCUCUCGCCAUCUCCAAGGACGAGCUGCUCCCCCACCCGCGCCCCAGGCCUAGCCGCGACGAGGAGGACAAGCUCAUCCUGCUCGUCCAGGUGACGACGUUCGCGUGCGGCGGCUUCGUGGUGGGGUUCCGGUUCAGCCACGCGGUGGCGGACGGGCCGGGCGCGGCGCAGUUCAUGGGCGCCGUCGGUGAGCUCGCCCGCGGCGGCGGCCGCAUCACGGUGGCGCCGGCGUGGGGGCGCGGCGCGGUCCCGGACCCGGCCGGCGCGGCGGUCGGCGCCCUCCCGGAGCCCGACGGCGCGGCGAGGCUCGAGUACCUCGCCAUCGACAUCUCCGCCGACUACAUCGACCACUUCAAGUCCCGGUUCGCGGCGGCCACCGGCGGCGCGCGCUGCUCCGCCUUCGAGGUGCUCAUCGCCAAGGCGUGGCAGAGCCGCACCCGUGCGGCCGGGUUCGACCCGGCCACCCCAGUCAACCUCUCCUUCGCCAUGAACGCCCGCCCGCUCCUCCACUCCCGCCUCCCCCGCGGCGGCGCCGGCUUCUACGGCAACUGCUACUACAUCAUGCGGGUCGCCUCCACCGCCGGGAAGGUCGCGACAGCCACCGUGACCGACGUCGUCAAGAUGAUCAAGGAGGGCAAGAAGCGGCUCCCGUCGGAGUUCGCCCGGUGGGCCGCCGGAGAGAUGGCCGGAGUUGACCCGUACCAGAUCACCUCCGACUACCGCACCCUGCUCGUCUCCGACUGGACGCGCCUCGGCUUCGCUGAGGUGGACUACGGGUGGGGCCCGCCCGCCCACGUGGUCCCCCUCACCAACCUGGACUACAUCGCCACGUGUAUCCUCGUCAAGCCCUGGGCCCACAAGCCAGGGGCACGCCUCAUCACCCAGUGCGUCACCGCCGACCGCGUCACCGCCUUCCACGACGCCAUGCUGGACAUCAACUAAUCCGCCCCCCCCUUUUUUCUUCUCUCUUUGUUCUUUUAAUUAAUUAAUUAAUUAAAUUACUAGCUUAAUUAAUUAAUUCAUAGCAACAAACUAAGCAAGAAAUAAUGAUAUUUAAGGUUAAAAGGAGAGAGAGGUUAAGAAAAGUGAAAGAGCAUGUAGAUAUAGAUAGACAGGUAGAUGGUAGAAGUUGUUGGCAUUAGUGGGAUUGGUAUUGGAUUCCUUAUUAUUAUUAUUUUCUUUUUGUGUUUGUUGGUCAAGUGUAUACUGAUGUACUCCACUACUGCUACUACUACUUGAUAUUCUCUUUUUUUUUUCUCUUUUUUAAUUUUUUUCUUUGGGGAUCAAAGCUGCCAAGCUGGAAUUGGUGGGAAGCCACCAACUAACCAGUUUCUCCCCUAGAUAUGUGUACUCUAUAUUGUAUUUAGUUUUUAUCUUGUUUUCAGAAAGAAAUAAGCUGGCAAUGAGUACAGCGCUUUAAUUGUAUUUGGAUCGAUUCAAAAUUAAGUGGUGGUGCUCAUCCUUCUAAAUUAAAUUACUGAUUUUUAUAUA
Oryza brachyantha (malo sina) is the source of this 1913-nucleotide messenger RNA. RefSeq names its product acyl transferase 7. Lineage: Eukaryota; Viridiplantae; Streptophyta; Magnoliopsida; Poales; Poaceae. The coding region runs from base 60 to 1364 and encodes 434 amino acids. The transcript is spliced from 2 exons. The record is from RefSeq and is a predicted model, not a curated record.